This is a messenger RNA of Aspergillus pseudotamarii, 1412 nucleotides long. RefSeq names its product SDR family NAD(P)-dependent oxidoreductase. The transcript has a single exon. Bases 314 to 1072 code for a protein of 252 amino acids. Lineage: Eukaryota; Fungi; Ascomycota; Eurotiomycetes; Eurotiales; Aspergillaceae. Gene Ontology annotation, cellular component: cytosol. Gene Ontology annotation, molecular function: oxidoreductase activity. The record is from RefSeq and is a predicted model, not a curated record.
UUAUCUCUAUGUUGCACCCGAUUCACGUCUCAUCAUUUCCUUGCCUCGUAUUCCAAAAAAAUAUCUUAUUCGCUCGUAGCACAAACCGAGGGGCAUGUACGCCAUGAGAUUCAUUUAAUAUGACAGAAAGAUAAUUCAUACUAUGGUAUGUCCGAUCGGAAGACGUCUCUGAAAAACUUAUAAAGAGCCGGCCCUUGCUGAAUUCAACAAUCUCAUCUUCGUGUUCAACAACACUCUGUGGAGUUAGCUCCAUUACUAUUAGUUAGCUCUCUGCGUACUGAGCAUUCUCAUUUUGGCAUUCACUAUCUUCACAAUGGCCAACGCAAUCGAGUACGCCACUCCUAUUUCCUUCACUAAGACCUGGCAUACCGAGCCCUAUCCGUUCAUCUCCCCAUCGCGACCGGAAUUAUCCGCCAAGGGUAAGAACGUGGUCGUCCUCGGUGGUAGCGCAGGUAUCGGCAAUGCCAUAUCCGUUGCGUUCGCCCAGGCAGGACCCAAGUCAGUCGCAAUCGUGGGACGACGCCCGGAUAAGCUCCAGGAGGCCGCAGGAAAGGUCACUACUGCAGUGUCCGAUCCCACUACACAAGUGCUAGUCGAAUCUGCGGAUCUGCAAGACCGUGCCCAGGUCAACCGAGCAUACCAGUCCAUCGUGGACAAGGUGGGCAAAAUAGAUAUCCUGGUCAUCAAUGCUGUGUUACUCCCCGCGCCCGGAGGCCUCACAGACCACAAAUCCGACGAGCUCGUGCGUGCAAUUGAGGGUAACCUCUUGGUGGUCAUGAAUGCUUUCCAGGCCUUCUUGCCCUUCGCAGGACCAGAACCAAUCGUCCUCUACACGUCCACCUGUCUGGCCAACAUCGCACCCACCCCGGGUCUUGCUGGUUACUCCAUUAGCAAGGCUACGUGUCUGAAGGCGAUAGACUAUUUUGCCAUGGAGAACUCGCAUGUGCAUGUGGUCAGCAUUCAGCCCGGCUGGGUGGCAACCGCCUCGAAUGGAUAUCAGGAGGAAGCUCCUGACAAAGGUAAGAAUGAUCUUGCGAGCCUAUUCCGCUUCCUAUCAAACGGACAAUGCUAACGACGGGCAGCUGAGCUUCCGGGCCAGUUUUAUGUCUGGCUGGCGUCUCCCGAGGCCAAGUUCUUGAAAGGAAAGUUCGUUUGGGCCAACUGGGAUGCGCAAGAGCUACUGGAGAGAGCCAGCGAGAUUCAGUCAACAAAGCUUCUGAACUGGGUCGUGGAGGGCAUUCCCAUGUGAAUUGUUGGUACGGCCUUGGAGAAUUGUAGGCAGUCGUAGCGGCGUGUUUUUAAUCUGAUUUAUGCUUCUUGAAUCUCCACAUCGAUUAUCGUUGCCAUGAUAAGCCUGAUUAGUGACCUAUUUCACCAAUACAUGAGCAUUCGUAAGCCAUGGGGGCCAUGCU